Condylura cristata (star-nosed mole) is the source of this 960-nucleotide messenger RNA. It is a transcript of the gene EPYC, whose product is annotated as epiphycan. The coding region runs from base 1 to 960 and encodes 319 amino acids. The record is from RefSeq and is a predicted model, not a curated record. Gene Ontology annotation, molecular function: protein binding. The transcript is spliced from 6 exons. NCBI's taxonomy places the organism in Eukaryota, Metazoa, Chordata, Mammalia, Eulipotyphla, Talpidae.
AUGAAAAUGUUAGCAAGAUUCGUUCUGGGACUUGUCAUCUUUGAUGCUGCUGUUGCAGCUCCUACUCCAGAGCUCAUUAACUAUGACUCGGAAGCCUACGACACCACCUUGGAAGACCUGGAUAAUUUAUACAACUAUGAAAACAUACCUAUUGAUCAGUCUGAGAUUGAAAUAGCGACCGUGAUGCCAUCUGGGAACAGAGAGCUCCUCACCCCGCCCCCACAGUUAGAAGAGGAUGGAGAAGAAGAGGAGUCCACCCCCAGGCUGAUCGACGGCUCUUCCCCACAGGAACCUGAAUUCACUGGGGUUCUGGGCCCACACACCAAUGAAGAUUUUCCAACCUGCCUUCUGUGUACUUGUCUCAGUACCACUGUAUACUGCGAUGACCAUGAACUUGAUGCUAUUCCACCACUGCCCAAGAACACCGCUUAUUUCUAUUCCCGCUUUAACAGAAUUAAGAAGAUCAAUAAGGAUGAUUUCACAAGCCUAAAUGAUUUAAGAAGAAUUGAUCUAACAUCAAAUUUAAUAUCUGAGAUCGAUGAGGAUGCAUUUAGAAAGCUACCUCAGCUUCGAGAGCUCGUCCUGCGUGACAACAAAAUCAGGCAACUCCCAGAAUUGCCAAACACCUUGACAUUCAUAGAUAUUAGCAACAAUAGACUUGGAAGGAAAGGAAUAAAGCAAGAAGCAUUUAAAGAUAUGUAUGAUCUACAUCAUCUUUACCUCACUGAUAAUAACUUGGAUCACAUCCCUCUGCCACUUCCAGAAAACCUAAGGGCACUUCAUCUCCAGAAUAAUAACAUUUUGGAGAUGCACGAAGACACCUUCUGCAAUGUUAAAAAUUUGACUUAUAUUCGAAAGGCACUGGAAGACAUUCGCUUAGAUGGGAAUCCUAUUAAUCUCAGCAAAACUCCUCAAGCAUAUAUGUGCCUACCUCGCUUGCCUAUUGGGAGUCUUGUCUAA